AUGUCCUACGUUGAUAUUGUGUGUCAGCAGCAAUACGCUAAAAAGAUGAGUCCAGAAGUUGGCCAGCAUCUGUUCGGGGAGAGCUUGGCAAGAUACAUUUCAAAACAAAGGGGAUGGCUUUGCAAUGAAUUCUCAAGGGAGCAAGACAAAUGGAGCAGUGUUGCAGAGAGUGUCCUCCAUUUAGCAAUUAUCCACCUUCAUACCCAGCUGGUGAAAAACCUCUUGGAAGUGAUGCCUGAUUUGAAUUAUAAUGACAUCAUUAACAUGAGAAACGACCUUUAUCAGACCCCCUUGCACCUGGCAGUAAUCACAAAGCAGGCAGAGGUGGUAGAAGACUUGCUGAAGGCUGGAGCAGAUGUCAGCCUUCUGGAUCGCCAUGGCAAUUCUGUCUUACAUUUAGCUGCUACUGAAGGAGACGACAAGAUUUUGAGUCUGCUCCUCAAGCAUAAGAAGAUAUCUUCGAUGGUCGACCUUUCCAAUGGUGAAGGUCUCAGUGCAAUUCACAUGGUGGUGAUGGCAAAUAGCAUGUCCUGCCUCAAACAGCUGAUUGCUGCUGGAGUUAACGUCAAUGCUCAGGAACAAAAAUCUGGACGAACUGCAUUGCAUUUAGCUGUUGAGCAAGAGAACAUCCCUCUGGCAGGCUGCCUUUUGCUUGAGGGCGAUGCAGAUGUGGACAGCACUACGUAUGAUGGGACAACUCCUCUUCACAUAGCAGCGGGAAGGGGCUCUACAAAAUUGGCAGCAGUUCUCAAAGCAGCAGGGGCAAAUCCUCACAUUGAGAACUUUGAGCCGUUGUUUGAUGUAGACGAUGUGAAAGAUGAAGAUGAUGAUGAAGGGAUAAUGCCCGGAACAACACCACUGGAUAUGGCUGCCAACUGUGAGGUGUAUGACAUAUUAAAUGGCAAACCCUACGAGUCAGCAGUGGUUUCGGAGGACUUACCAACACAAGGACGUUUGAGAGAGCUGAAUGAAAGUUCCAAGAUGCAGCUUUACAAACUAUUGGAAUUGCCCGAUCCAAGCAAAAACUGGUCCACUCUAGCACAAAAACUGGGUCUCGGCAUACUUUAUAAUGCCUUCAGGUUGAGCCCUUCGCCAUCAAAAACUCUGCUAGAUAACUAUGAGGUUUCUGGUGGUACAGUUCAAGAGUUGAUCGCUGCUUUGAGACAGAUGGAUCACACAGAAGCCAUUGAAGUCAUUCAGAAAGCACUAUCCAUCUCACAAAGCCCAUCUCACCUGAAGGACAAUACAGCAAAAGCUCUUCUGUCAUCAUCACCACCCACCUUUGCAAAUGGAGAGACAGGUGAGCUUUAUCAUAGCAAAUUUCAAGACAAUGACAGCACGUGUGACAGUGGCGUGGAGACCUCCUUCCGCAAACUGAGCUUUACUUACUCAGACUCUCUGAACAGCAAGUCAUCAGUAACACUUAGCAAAAUGACCCUGGGCUAUGGACAUGAAAGUUCAGUGCAAAGCAAUUACAUAGCCAACUAG
Messenger RNA from Cariama cristata (Red-legged seriema), 1488 nucleotides. It is a transcript of the gene NFKB1, whose product is annotated as nuclear factor of kappa light polypeptide gene enhancer in B-cells 1. The transcript has 10 exons. Gene Ontology annotation, molecular function: protein binding. The record is from RefSeq and is a predicted model, not a curated record. The coding region runs from base 1 to 1488 and encodes 495 amino acids. NCBI's taxonomy places the organism in Eukaryota, Metazoa, Chordata, Aves, Cariamiformes, Cariamidae. Gene Ontology annotation, biological process: signal transduction.